Messenger RNA from Lactuca virosa, 677 nucleotides. The record is from the annotation of a GenBank genome assembly. NCBI's taxonomy places the organism in Eukaryota, Viridiplantae, Streptophyta, Magnoliopsida, Asterales, Asteraceae.
AUGUCUCUAUCUCUCUUAUCUACCACCAUUUACAUCUCUCUCUCACGUGAUCUCUCACUCCCUCUCUCCCUCUCAUGUCUCUAUCUCUCUUAUCUACCACCUCUGGACUCUUGUAAAGGUCAAAGGCCAUGCAAGGGGGGAAAGUCCAGUCGCCGGAAAACGCCACCCACCGCUCACUACCGACGAGAGGAGCACCCAACAGCCUCCAUCAUCGGCAAUGUUGUUGUUUCUGAUCAUCACCGUCUCCCUACAUCCUUCCUUUCGUAUUUUCCAUCGAGUUUAAGCAGAAGAGAAGCAACAGAAGGCCGCCGGAGCAACCCCCUGCCGCUCAAACGCCGCCGACCGCCGCCAUCGCCGGACUUGCUGCUGCCGACGCUAACCACUCACGACCACCGCCUACCCACUGUAACAUAAAUAGAGCCGGUGAUUCGUUUUAAGGGCACGGGACGUCACGAAACGACUUUCACGACAAAUUUCACCAUCGAGCCUCGUUCACGCUUCAAGGGUAUUCUCAGGAUAUCACCAAACGAGCUAUCAGUCAGAAGAUUAGUCAUGGAUUUCAGGUGAUCUAGUUUUAUCUAGCUUUUGUUAUAUCGGCCUAUAUGUUAAGGCAAAUUUAUGAAUUUAUUAUUAUGAACCUUGUAUUUAAACCUUAAAGUGUAAUGUGACUGCUAUGU